AUGGACAUUCUCAAAGUCUUGUCCCGCGGAACCAAGAAAACUUCCAAGGGCGCUGGGCCUAAUGGCUGCAACACUCAACUGCCCUCCGCAGGCACCAAGACCAACCCGCAGCUAUACAACGAUGAAAUCCGUGGCAUGAAACGGAAACGUGGUGCCGAACAGCCCAAGGAAUCGGUGCCUACAGACCUUCCCAUUGUCGACUUCUUCGCACCCAAGCCACAGCCUGCAGAAAACCAGAAAACAGAUGCUGUAAAGAGCCAACGGGAACCCAGCCCGCCACCUGCGCCCGUAAAGAAAUUGACUGAGGAUGAAUGCCGACGACUUUUGCGGGCCCACCGUCUCAAGAUUACUUUGCUCUCAAAGCACGAAGAACCGAAGAAAGUCAAAAAGUCAAGGAAGAGGCAGAGCACGGUGGUCCAGAAGAAAAAAGACGACAAGAGAAUGCUGUUCCCCCAGCCCUUGGAGUCCUUUGGCCAUCUUCGCACGACAUAUGGAAUUCCUCGCCAGGUUGCCGAGAAUCUUGUCCAACAGAGCUACCGUCUUCCUACAGAAGUCCAAAUGGGAAGUCUCCCGUUACUGCUUCGCCCCGAGGUUGCACUCGGCAGCGAGGACCAUUUCGGUCGGGGUGUUGAUUUCUUGGCUGUUGCACCCACAGGCAGCGGCAAGACAAUCAGCUUUCUCAUCCCCGCAAUCAGCAACAUCAUACGGAGACGAGAACGAGCAAGCAUGCAAGGUGCUCAUGAGCUUGAGGCCAUCAUCGUCGCACCGACAAGAGAGUUGGUUCAUCAGAUUGUCAAUGAGGGAAGCAAGCUUGUCCAGGGAACGGGUGUCAAGAUUGUGGCUAUGAAGAAGACUACACAACUCUCUGCAGAGGAGCGGGUCCUGGCCGACGAUAGCUCGGAUGAUGAGCUCGACGUCGACGUGGAAGACGAGGAGGAGCCAGGGUCCGACGACGACAAGAAGUGCAGGAUGAGGAGAUCUAAACCCCAUCCUCUGACAAAGACUGACAUUGUGGUCACAACCCCGGCCUUGCUAAUGAACUUUUUGACUGCUGCAGAUGACGGCACGCAAAAAGUUUUGCCCACGGUGAGGGAGCUGAUUCUCGACGAGGCAGACGUUCUCCUGGACCCGCUGUUCAGAGAGCAGACGCUGGGUUUGUGGACGGCUUGCACCAACCCCGAACUCCGACUCUCCUUCUGGUCCGCAACCAUGGGCUCCAACAUUGAAGCUCUUGCUACCGAGAAGUCAGGAGACAGGGCGGAAGCCCUGGGAAUCACGCCAAGGCCUCUCGUACGUCUCGUCGUGGGCUUGAAGGACACGGCAGUGCCAAACAUCGUGCACAAGCUCACGUACACGGCCAGCGAGCAGGGCAAACUUCUUGCCCUGCGCCAGCUUCUGCACCCAGCGGGCAGCGACGGCUCCGGCACGCCACUACGGCCCCCGUUCUUGGUCUUUACGCAAACCAUCGACAGGGCCAUGGCCCUCCACGAGGAACUCAAAUACGACAUCCCGCUGGAGGCCGGCGGCCCGACCAGGAUCGCAGCGCUGCACAGCGCCCUCGCCGACUCGGCCCGGUCAACCAUCAUGCGCAAGUUCCGUGCCGGGGAAAUCUGGGUCCUCAUCACGACCGACGUCCUCGCCCGCGGCGUGGACUUUGCCGGCGUCAACGGCGUGGUCAACUACGACGUCCCCGGCUCGGCAGCCGCCUACGUGCACCGCGCGGGGCGAACCGGCCGGGCCGGCCGCGAGGGCGGCAUCGCCGUGACGCUUUAUACCAAGGAAGACAUUCCGUUUGUCAAGACGGUAGCAAAUGUCAUCUCCGUAAGCGACAAGCAGGCCGGCAAGACGGGCGAACAGGCAGGCGUGCAGAAGUGGCUGCUGGAUGCGCUGCCCAACGUGGGCAAGGCGGACAGGAAGAAGCUCAAGGAGAGAGGUGUUGAGUCACGGAGGAGCAGCAGCGGGAGCAAGGCCAAGAUUACGUCAAAGAGCGGCUAUGAGCGGAGGAAAGAGAAUAAUAGACGGGGCGCGAUCGAUGCGAACAGGAGGAAGAGGAUUGAGGGCGCCGGACAAGACGACGAGUGGGACGGGCUAGGGGACUAG
Molecule: messenger RNA, 2100 nt
Organism: Metarhizium album ARSEF 1941
Lineage: Eukaryota; Fungi; Ascomycota; Sordariomycetes; Hypocreales; Clavicipitaceae
Product: DNA/RNA helicase, DEAD/DEAH box type
Exons: 1
Coding region: 1-2100 (699 amino acids)
Biological process (GO): maturation of SSU-rRNA
Cellular component (GO): 90S preribosome
Molecular function (GO): nucleic acid binding; ATP binding; RNA helicase activity
Source: RefSeq, a predicted model, not a curated record